Molecule: messenger RNA, 7048 nt
Organism: Mya arenaria
Lineage: Eukaryota; Metazoa; Mollusca; Bivalvia; Myida; Myidae
Product: protein cramped-like
Exons: 20
Coding region: 676-4206 (1176 amino acids)
Biological process (GO): pattern specification process
Cellular component (GO): nucleus
Molecular function (GO): chromatin binding
Source: RefSeq, a predicted model, not a curated record
UCAAAGACACGAUUACAAUGUCAUUGUAUGGAAUUAAAUGCAAUAUGUUUUGGCAUACGAAAUCACUCAUUUUUAUACCUUUGAUAUGAAAAAAUGUGCAGAAAUCGACCUAGAUAUUCACUUUAAAUAGUAUCCAAAGUAUGUUGUUAGUGUCAAAGAUUUUAACUAUGUUGUUGACUGGUUUAUCCUUUAAAUUUAUGAUAUGAAGUUGACUGCAACAUUCAGCAAAGAGUUAACAUAUAGUAGAGAGCAACUUCCAUUCAAAAUAUAAGUGCUUUUCAUAUAAAUAUGUGCGGAAAAACAAUGCUUUUUUCCAGAGCUACACAAAAAUAGAAGGUAUUGACAUGCAAAAGACUGGAUAAAGUUUUGAGCAAUUCGACACCCAUUUUGAUCGUAAUUUUAAUGUUCAUGAACUCAAAUGUAUGUAUUAAUCACAGUUUUAAUCUACUUGAAGAGAAAAGUUGAAAUAUAAUGACAAAAACAGACUAAAAACAUUGUUGGAAACAAUGCAACAUUACUGGACAAUUUUGAUCACAUGACCUACUUUUCCGUAGAAAGAGGGAGAAGAUCGCUCAAUAAUAAAACGCCUAACGACGAAGUGUUUCGUUCGAAGACGGCAAAUGUUAAGAGAUGGAAGAGGUUUGCUUGGAAUGCAUUCACUGCAACAAAAUCUAAAUGCCUCCUAGAAAGAGAAGACAGAGUGUUCACGGCGAAGAAGUGGUUAAAGAAAGCGGAGAAAGGCAAACCAACUCUGCUGAGUUAUCAGAUUGUCUGAAAUCUGUGAAAACUGAAGAGAAAUCAGCAGAAUGCAUUGUUGAAAAGCGAAUAGUCUGUCGGCAACCGAGUAAGCAGGAACCAGAUGAACAGUUGUCAGUGGAUGGUGAAAGCAAAUGUUCAGGAAAAACAAUACCUGCAGUUGAGGGGACGGGCAAGCAGCCAACUCGCUUUAGCACCAGGAUUGUAAAGAGACCACGGAGGGAUUUAAGUCCACCUGAGUCACCAGUAAAAAAAGUUGGUAGAAAGUUAGCAGCUACAUCAGACUCUGUAUCCACGACUCCAGAAACAAAAAGCAAGCGGCAGUGGGAACUGUGGAGUGUCGAAGAUAAGGAUAGCUUCUUCGAGGGACUUUGUGAGUAUGGGAAGGACUUUGAAAGCAUUCACAACCUGAUUGUGGCCAAGUGUAGGAAGAAGAGCAUGGCGAUGCCGCUGACAGCCGUAAAGAACAAGGAGCAGGUGCGCCACUUCUACUACCGAACCUGGCACAAGAUCUCAAAACUCAUACAGCCUGUGGAAGACUUGAAGAAGGAUAUCCAGGAACUGUAUGGGCUUAUCAGCUACGGUGUAAUGAGGAAGAAACUCAGGGGAGGUGUGAACCCAAAUGACAAGAACUGGCAGAAAUUGAAUGACCUUGUCCACCAUGGGGCUGCAACUAUCAAGGUUAAAGGCAAAAGAAUAAGGGUGAAAACUCCAGUGUGUAAUGCUUUGAAAAAGUUAAAUUCCUAUGAAGAGCCUCGGAGAGAGCCAGGACCUAAAGUUCCGGAGAAGAUAACGGUGGAAUUCCGUCCCCGUAGUAACGUUGCCUGGCAGCAUGUGCAGGAUCAAGCCAACAACCCACGUGUUCGGGUGACGGUCCGCCCAGACAGGCACCUUCACUCUAUCGUGAAAUACCUUGAACAGAAAUGGAAGACAACUAGGCUGAAACAUAAAGAGAAACUUAACAGCCUGGAAGCUCCGAGCCAGGAGUUUCGAGUGUACCCAGGUAAGGGUGCCACUCUAAAGGUUGUGACCCUGGAGCCCAUUGACGACCCGGUCCUGCAUUUCAGCCUGAAUAAGCACUGCAAGGAGACCACAUGCAGUCCCAGUGGUGGAAAGCGCAAGAUACCAAAAGAUGCUCCAAGCCGACAAGGUUCUGUAGCCAGUAUAUGUACGGAGGUUCCUUCAAGGUCAGAACAGUGCCAGUGUGCUGAUACAUGUAACACAUGCUCAUUGAGGAACCAUGGCGAUGAAGACAGUGUAGCGGGAAAGGGAAUUCCCCGUACCUGUAUGUGUACAUGCAAUAGAAUCACAGACGAAGCCUUAUGCAGAAAAUCAUUACAUCUCAGUGAUAGAAUUUUGAUGAAUUCUUUGACAACAGAAGUUGGGGUAUUUGAUAGUGUGGGGACGGAUAAUGAAGACAAAUGUGAUAAAGUUACUGUCGAUGCUACGCAUGUAGAAAAAAAUAACAGUGUUACUUUGGAUGCUAAGGGGCAUGCAUGUAUGUCUCCUGCUGUGAGGAUCUCAUCUAAUGAAGUAAGUGCUAUAGCUGAUGGAGAAAAUGCAAUGUUUCCAGAUUCUAUAGACACAGAAAUUGUCAAAAUUGACCUAAGCAGCCCUAAUUCAGCCGGUACAUGUACAUCAGCAAAUGUUUCAUAUGAGGAAGCAGAAAGUGAGGGAGAAGGUGGCAGAAAACCAGUUAGUGCAAGUGAGAUUAAUUCUAGUCACGAGAAUUUGAAAAAACUUUUUACAAAAAUGUUUGAAAAAGGGUGGAGUGUAAUAGAUAGCACAGAUAUUACUGUUGCGCAGCUGUACUUAAUGUUCGGUGGGGAGGGCGAGGUGAAGCUGGAAUAUGAUUGGCUGAGUCUGCAAAAAGAAGAGGAAGCCUUGGAAGAUGAGCUUCUGAUGACCCUGAACAACAUGUUACGACGCUUGUCUCAUCUCGCUACCAUGGAGAUUACAGAUUUCUCUAAAACAACUGGAGCAAAUAUGACCUGCCAGCUGUGUGGUCACAAUCCUGGGGCUAAGACCAAACCCAAGGGUCGGAGCCCGACAGGGGUGGCAAAGAAAUCAGGCAAGGAUGUGUCCUGUCAGACUCUCGGGCUACAGAUAACUGAUUUUCCCCUCCACCCUGGGGCAUUACCUGUCACCAGUCAGAAUGGUGUGUUCCGGAUCCCCGCCCAGCCUUCCAAGUCUGUCAUACCAACUAACACUGUUAAUGUUAUGUCUGCUCGUGAGAUGAUACAGAAAUAUAACCCUGUGAACACUAAUAAGCCCUUCAUGCGUCGCAAGCUGAAGCCAUUACGAGGUCGAGGAGGUGCGACACAAAGCAGCCUCAUUCAGCGAACCAUCCUGCCAAAGAAUUCCGAAUACAUUGCAAUCAUCCCCAUGGUCCCAGGCACCCAGAUACCCAACAAUCCGCCCACUUCCGGGGAGGGCGUCACCCAGACCAUUAUCGGACACCCAAUCAAGGGUAUCCAGUCUGUGCCCGUGUCUACUGUCGUUCCGGGCUCUCCAGUUGGGCUGAGUGGGCAUUCCAGUAGUAUAAGCACAGUGUGUACAACGUUGACGUCAUCACCCGGCUCUCGGCCUCUGUCGCCUAAUGUCAGUUUCUCCAACAUUUCUCUCAACGGUGAUGAGACACUCCUUCAUAUCCCAGAUUCACAUCUUGGUUCCAUGUCUCCACGCUCCCUGAAGGCUGCUGGCAUGUCAGCGGUUCGGGAGACUCGAAGCCCUGCCUCGGUGGUGAUGACCUCGGUGUUUUCUAGCCCCACCCGACUAGGUCACACUGUGUCUGCCCCUGUCAGUCCCCCCAACUUGUCUGCACUGCUGGAUAUCUCCCUCACCACUACUGACCUUGAGGGAGACACAACUUUCUCCAGCCUCCUGGGUGACAACUCCAAGCCGCAAACACUUGACCCCGGCUUGGCCACACCACCUAUGCGCUUGGCUGACGCCGAGACCCGCCGCCAUAUUCCCCUUCACAGUCCCCCUGUCAGAAACCUGUUUCGAACCUCUUCACCAGAACAGCAGUGGCUCAAUGGAGAUGUGCAGGACCUGUCUCUCACAAGCCUGUUGGAUUCCCCCUGUAAGACGUCCACAGGAGGUGGGGCUUCAGGGUUCACCACCACUCUUCCCCUGUCCAUCUUCAGCGAUAACUCACGAGACUUCCACACACAUAAAAAUGAGGUGGAUUCUUCGCUACAGUGUAUGAUGCAGGAAAGCAGUAUUGACUACUCCAGGAAAUUUCAAGAUCUUGAGGAACUUGUUAAGUUCGAUAUCGCAAAUGAACAGACAACAACCAGCAGCGAACAGCACUGUGGGGAAACAUAUACUAUGCAAACUGGCCAGGGAGGGUUUAUUACUGUGCAGAUUGGCCACAGUGGGCCUAAGACAGUUAUUGAAAAGCAGGUGCCAAUUUCUGAACAAGAUCCAAAUAGAAAUCCUACAUGAGAUUGCAAAUCGUGAACAUUUUAUGGAAAAACGAGCAUUUAAUUAGUUGUUGGGAUUAGCUUAGUGAGUUAAACAUGAGGUGAUAAAGCCUAGGAAGGUUAUCAAAUGGCUGGUGGUAAUUUCUGUUAAAUAUUCCAAAUAGAAAUCCAACCUGAGUUUGUUAAUGUUAAACAUGAAAACCAGUUUUACAAAGGAAAGGGCAUUUGUUUAAUUUUCUUGAUAAAACCUGUCCAGUAUUGUUAAAUUUUUUAAUGAAAGUACCAUGAAAAGGUUAUUUCUUCCGCACAAAUGCAUUUACCUUCACAUGCAUACAUACCUUGUUCAGGUUUCUCAGGCAGUCAUUUCAAAUAUCUGUCUACUUAUAUUGUAAAUGGCAUUAUGAAUGAAACUUGCACAGUAUGAACAUCAUCCACUUGAAUAUACAUGAUUACAUCUCUCUGGAGUCCUUGUAAUUGUGAUCUUUGGCCUACCAACAUGAAAUGCAGUACAUAUCAAUAGAAAAAAAUGGUUAUCAUUAGGACAGUGAUUCACAUAAAAGGAAAUCAUUCAUGUUUUGUAGGGUCAGACAUCAACAUUAUAGUGUGAAAUGUAAACAAAAGCCUUGCUGUAUUGAUAAUUUAUCAUCGAGUAUUGAAAUAUUUGGCAAAAUAAUCUAGUAAUUUUAGAAUGCAAUAUUCUAUGCCUGGAUUUACCAAUUUUUUGUUUAAGUGAUGUACUGAUAUGCCAGCUGCAGUUUGGUGUUUGUUUAUUUGGAAAAAUUGUUGUCAACUUAAAUUUUUUGAUUGAGUCACUUUAAGCUAUUUCGACAAUGACAACUUUAAUUAUGAGAAAUGAAUGCUAAAAACAUCUUUGUACAUUCAUUUUGUACAAAUUUUUGUUAUAUUUGUAUUUCUUUACAUUCAAGUUAGCAACAAGUGUUAUCAUUAAGGCAAAGGUACUUGUGUUAUUAUAAUUUAAAAUUGACUAUUAGAUUUUAAAUUUGCCAGUAUUAUUUUGUUUAGUUUAUGGAAAUAAUCCAAGUUUAGUUAAAUGGUUGCUUGUUUUACUUUUAUUUCUCUUUUGUUAGCUUUGGGUAGUUUCCAACAGGUACACAUAUCUUGAAUGUUCAAAAUGAAUUUAAAGAUCAACUUCAAUAAAUUAAAUUUAAUAUUGUUGCAAUUUCUUUCAAAGUCAUUAAAAAACGAGAUUUCAUACACAUGGAAAAUAGUUUUGGAUUAAUAAUCUCAAUUUUGUUAAUUUCCUUAUUGAGGUAAAUUCAGAAAUCUGCACAUAUUAUAUUACCAAGUCUUUAUAUUGGAGCAUCAGUAUGCAACAUCAGUUUAAAAAGUAUGUGCCUUCAUAUAACUCAUUAUUUAACUCAUUAUGGUUUCAAUUUUUUCCUCAUAAUUGAGCCUGUGUGUUUUGCCAAUAAAAUAUAAAUGGUAUUGUCAUAACCUAUUAUUGAUGUGCAAGACUCUUGGCCAUGACAAAGAAACUUACUAUAUAUAUAUAUAUAUAUAAUCUAUAUUAAAGAUUAAUUAGGAAAACAACCUGAUAUACAUAUGCAUAAUGACAAUAGUAAGUCUCAUAGCUCUGGCUAAAGUAAUUGUUGGAAUAUGCCCCUUGGUCGUCUGGAAAAAAACACAAGGGGCAAGUGUUGACAUUUAUAUUGAAAUGAUAGUGUUCAGUCAGAACAGGCUCCGAUUUCUCAACAAAUCUUAAAUAGUAUGUAAUGUUAAAGUACCUUGAUAUUUUUAUUUAGACAAAAUGCUUACUUAAAGCUUAAAGGCUCGUUUCAAGACAAAAAAAGACAAAAAAGUUGUCAAAACUUUCAAUCCGUGAGAGUGCAGCUUUAUACUUUAUUUCACACAAAAAAAAGUAGUUUAUAUUUAUGCAUAAUUUGGUUCAAGUUAACUGAAUAUGCCCAAGGACAUAGUAAUUUUCUUUUGUAUUUUUCUGCAACCAUUAAUAAUCUUUAAUAUUUGAUAAUGAAACACAAUGUUGCACUUUUUUUACAUCUGUGAAAGAAUAUACUUCUUUUUAUUAAACGUUUCAUAGAUUUACAUAAUGUUAGUUACCUUAUUAAUUCUACCAGUAUUACACAUACUGUUGAUUAUCUACUGUAAGAGGCUAAACAACAUAUUGGUGUUGUCCGUCAAUAACUUAAGAAGUCUUGGUUUAAAUCAUAACCAAAUUUGGGCAGAAUGUGUAUGGGCAGAAUAUAUCGGUCAGGUUCAAUAACCAGCCAUGUCGCCUCCGUUAAUCCAGAGUUAUGGCCCUUGAAUUGGCACAACUGUAUUAACUAUGUCCGCCCUCAAUUUGGCUAAACCUACCACCACUUAUCACUAAACUUGGUGUCCUUUACGUAUCUUGUGAUACUUGAAGUUAUUGUUCAUUAUUAUGAUAUUAAAACAAAUAUAUAUAGAUUGUGCUCAAGGUUAUAUAUAUAUAUAAACAAAAAUAGUAGGCCAAGCCUGUUCCUGUUAAGGUACUGAAGAUUAUUCGAGAAAUUGGAGCCUGGCCACUUUCUUCUUGAAACUAUUAAUUUUGGUUUUUGCAACAUAAAUAUGCACAUAGAUUGGUAAUUUUAAAUGUUCGCAUAUUUUACAAAUUUUGCAAUACACAUUCACUUCCUAUGCUAAUUGAAUAGUGUUUUUGUACAUUAUCAUGGCCUUAGACAAUAUUAUUAGUUAAGGCUGAUUUAUUUUCAUGGAUUUUAUAUUUUCCUGACAGUCCCCUCAAUAUUUGGACGUUUGAUUCUAUUAAGCCUUGUUUUUAUGCAACAGAUAUGGUUGCUUGUUUUAAUUUUGGAUUCUUUUUGUUAUGUAUUUAUUCUGUUGAAACAAAUAAAAACAAAAGCUUG